AUGGGAGAUAAAUAUUACUUUUCGAAAAUUCAACUGUUUGACUCUGACGAAAUCGUCACUCCUUCUUUAAAAAGAAAAAUUGAUCGAAAGAAAAGAAAGAAACUGGACAAAUUGGAACAGAACGGCAUAUUGAUCGGCAAAGAUCCAACAAAACUUCUGCGAAAAGCUAAAAAACUUGAGAACAUUCAGAACGAAGAUCCAAGUCAGACGAUUCGCAGAAAAUGGUCCAUCGCAAUGCUACGUGCCCAAGGUGUGAAGGUUAAGGAUGACUUAUCCCUGAUAAAAAAGUCGGCAGACAAGGUACGAAAAAUCAAAUUGAAGCGACGGAAUAAAUGGGUCGAGCGCAAAGAACAAGUGAAGCAACAACAGGAGGAAAGGCAAUCUAAACGUGAAGCAAACAUACAAAAGAGGAAAAACCAAAGAUUAGUCAAGAAAUUACGAAGGGCCAAAAAUAGAGGACGAGUAUUCAAUUUAGAUUAA
Molecule: messenger RNA, 480 nt
Organism: Echinostoma caproni
Lineage: Eukaryota; Metazoa; Platyhelminthes; Trematoda; Plagiorchiida; Echinostomatidae
Source: the annotation of a GenBank genome assembly